Suillus clintonianus is the source of this 471-nucleotide messenger RNA. RefSeq lists its product as uncharacterized. The transcript has a single exon. The coding region runs from base 158 to 469 and encodes 103 amino acids. The record is from RefSeq and is a predicted model, not a curated record. Lineage: Eukaryota; Fungi; Basidiomycota; Agaricomycetes; Boletales; Suillaceae.
CAGAUUUAUGAUGGUAUUCGUCAAAUUCUCUCGGUUCUGCAAAUGUUUGUGCUCGGACCACGCCUCAUCCUUAGCGUUCGACAAUACUACGCUAAGCUCGUGGACAAUUCUGAUGCAGGAGUGGACAUGAUUCCCAUGUCUUUCCAGCAGCGUACGCAUGUGUCAACUGGCAGUGGCAUGUAGCACUAGAAAUCCCGAUCGGCGCUUGUCGGUUGCCUUUCACGCAGUAAGGACUUCAUUUUAUGUACAUUUUCUUUUCAUUGUUCCCUCGCAAUCAACUCCUCAGUCCUUCGAUCGAAGACUCAUUCUGAGCACUUAUGUUCGUGUCCAGUUCCUAAUGGUCUACGCAGUUCCUUUCUCUUCCUGGACGUACACUAGUACUUAUCACAGAAGAGUCACUGUUGCACCGAAUACUAGUACCGGAACUUGUACGACACCAAAGCUGAUUGCGAACACUGGGGUAUCGUAACA